GCUCCGCCCCCUCCUCCUUGCUCGCUCUCUCCCAUCCCCCCAGCCCAGUCGCUCUGCUGCGCAGCUUCCUUAGCGGUUGCCGUCGUCGGAAACGGUUGGGAAAACCGUUGUGCGGAGCUUUUCGCGAGGCGAACGGCUUCUCCCUCCGCACGACCAGAGCCCGCGAGCACCGGAGGCAGCAUUGCUCUCGCCCGUCAGGCAUUUAAAUCAAACGGUAUUGAGAUGGAUUGGGUUAUGAAACAUAAUGGUCCAAAUGACGCUAGUGAUGGGACAGUACGACUUCGUGGAUUGCCAUUUGGUUGCAGCAAAGAGGAAAUAGUUCAGUUCUUUCAAGGGUUGGAAAUCGUGCCAAAUGGGAUAACAUUGACGAUGGACUACCAGGGGCGAAGCACAGGGGAGGCCUUCGUGCAGUUUGCUUCAAAGGAGAUAGCAGAAAAUGCUCUGGGGAAACACAAGGAAAGAAUAGGGCACAGGUAUAUUGAGAUCUUCAGAAGUAGCAGGAGUGAAAUCAAAGGAUUUUAUGAUCCACCAAGAAGAUUGCUGGGACAACGGCCGGGACCAUAUGAUAGACCAAUAGGAGGAAGAGGGGGUUAUUAUGGAGCUGGGCGUGGAAGUAUGUAUGACAGAAUGCGCCGAGGAGGUGAUGGAUAUGAUGGUGGUUAUGGAGGUUUUGAUGACUAUGGUGGCUAUAAUAACUACGGCUACGGAAAUGAUGGCUUUGAUGACAGAAUGAGAGAUGGGAGAGGUAUGGGAGGACAUGGCUAUGGUGGCGCUGGUGAUGCGAGUUCAGGUUUUCACGGUGGUCACUUCGUACAUAUGAGAGGGUUGCCUUUUCGAGCAACUGAAAAUGACAUUGCUAAUUUCUUUUCACCACUAAAUCCAAUAAGAGUUCAUAUUGAUAUUGGAGCAGAUGGAAGAGCAACAGGAGAAGCAGAUGUAGAGUUUGUGACACAUGAAGAUGCAGUAGCUGCCAUGUCUAAAGAUAAAAAUAACAUGCAACAUCGAUACAUUGAACUCUUCUUAAAUUCCACUCCCGGAGGUGGCUCUGGAAUGGGAGGUUCUGGCAUGGGAGGCUACGGCAGAGAUGGAAUGGAUAAUCAGGGAGGAUAUGGAUCUGUUGGAAGGAUGGGAAUGGGGAACAAUUACAGCGGAGGAUAUGGUACUCCUGAUGGCUUGGGUGGCUAUGGUAAGUAUCUCUGGUAUGUAUUAACCCAGCCCCCACAUGCAGUACCCAUAAUUUUGAGUGCAGACAUUAUUUUGAGUAUUUUGUGUAUGGGUGUCUCCUGUUCAGCAACUCCUGUCUCUUCAGGCCGUGGUGGUGGAGGGAGUGGCGGCUACUAUGGGCAAGGUGGCAUGAGUGGAGGCGGAUGGCGUGGGAUGUACUGAACGUGACACCAACACAGAAGUCCUAACAGCAGCAUCUGGUCUACUAGACUUUCUUACAGAUUUGAUUUCUUUUGUAUUUUAAGAACUUUAUAAUGACUGAAGGAAUGUGUUUUCAAAUAUUAUUUGGUAAAGCAACAGAUUGUGAUGGGAAAAUCUGUUUUCUGUAGGUUUUAUUUGUUGCAUACUUUGACUUAAAAAUAAAUUUUUAUAUUCGAACCACUGAUGUUGAUACUUUUUAUAUAUACUAGUUACUCUUAAGAUGUGCUGCCUUCAUAAGAUUUGGGUUGAUGUAUUUUACUGUUAGCUGUACAAACAGUGUAGCGUAAUAUUAGGAGGGUAAUGGUUCACUUCUACAUAACUGCAAGUCUUAAUAAGCAGACAUCUGAACUAGAGCUUGAAUAACUGGGUGUGACUUUUUUUCUUUACUUUCUUCUGGUCAGCACUGUAAUUAUAAAGCCUAAAGAUGAGUUUAGGUGGCUUCAGGAGUAUAAAUUCCGCUAAUUCUAUAUUCUUUUUCAGAUGUCAUUAUCAGGCGCAGUUCUGAAAUGUUGAUGGAGUAAGAGUUACCUGGAUUUCUGAAUGUUCAUAAUUGUGUUACCUAGGGAAGGGAGUGUUGAAAGUUUAAAUGCUAGCCCUAGAUUUUAGAAUAAAAUCCCCUCAGCACUUGGCCGAAGUACCAAAAAUGUUUCCCAAAAGUGAGAGUUGUAAGUUAUUUCAAGAUGUCUUAGAGUAGGUUAAGUUUCUCAAUGACGUGAGAAUUGAGGUAUUCACUGUGGAGUAUAAUUCUCACAGAUGUACUUUCAGUUUCUUGCCCAGUCGAGUAUAUGGUUUUAAAAUAUCUGUAUAAGUGACUACAUCAAAACAAUGUAAGACACAAAUCUGUGUUACAUAAAAAUCCUGCAGUUGGAUUUUGCAUCUGGUACCAGCUUGACGUUUUAGUUAAAAAUACCAUAUGUAGCAAGGAAAAGGUGCUUUUUAAUUUUACAACUUGGAUCAGUAUGGCUUUUCUUUUCCAAAUUGGCUAAUGGAUCAAAAUGAAACCUGUCAAUGUGAAAUCAUUUAUUGAACUUACUUGUUUUGCUAGAAAUGUUAUGUAAUAAAUGUCAAUGUGGGAGAUAAUGGUAUGGCGUCUGUCCUAGAAUGCUUCGUGUUGGUUACUGAUGAUAAACUGGAUUUGCAGAAAGUCCUAAACAUACCCAAAUUAAAGAACAUUUAGAUAAAGGUUACCAAGUUUCUGUUAUUAGAAAGUUGUAUAGCCCAUGAAUCUGGCACUUGCUGGCUCUCGGCAGGGUUCUUCUUGGCGGAGGGGCUUUGAAUGCUCUACUACUUAGCCACACCCCAGCCCAGUUUUUUUGUUAG
Fukomys damarensis (Damara mole-rat) is the source of this 2745-nucleotide messenger RNA. It is a transcript of the gene Hnrnph3, whose product is annotated as heterogeneous nuclear ribonucleoprotein H3. Gene Ontology annotation, cellular component: ribonucleoprotein complex; nucleoplasm. The coding region runs from base 223 to 1386 and encodes 387 amino acids. The record is from RefSeq and is a predicted model, not a curated record. NCBI's taxonomy places the organism in Eukaryota, Metazoa, Chordata, Mammalia, Rodentia, Bathyergidae. Gene Ontology annotation, molecular function: RNA binding. The transcript has 9 exons. Gene Ontology annotation, biological process: regulation of RNA splicing.